Molecule: messenger RNA, 2022 nt
Organism: Pseudovirgaria hyperparasitica
Lineage: Eukaryota; Fungi; Ascomycota; Dothideomycetes; Acrospermales; Acrospermaceae
Exons: 3
Coding region: 1-2022 (673 amino acids)
Biological process (GO): protein O-linked glycosylation via fucose; GDP-fucose import into Golgi lumen
Cellular component (GO): Golgi apparatus
Molecular function (GO): antiporter activity
Source: RefSeq, a predicted model, not a curated record
AUGGCCUUUGAUGAGGUCUCGUUGUGCAUGCCGAUGCAAUGUGUUGCAUCGCGCAGAGUGGAGCUUGAUACAGUACAUGGCGGACAUGCAGUAAUGCAUGGCGCAGUGUUGGCGUCUCCGACAUGCAGGAUCAAGUUUACUACUGACAUACAAGCACACUUGAAACAAGGAUGCCUGCGUAUGUUCAUGGACAUCUGUAACUUCACACUCCAAGUUGCAACGUUUCACUACGCCACGGCUAGUGCUACCUGUUCAGCCCUACCACCCUUCGCUAGCCUGUUCUGGUCAGCACAGCCACACCUCCUGAACCCUGAAUAUCUACCUCGAAGUCAUUCUCACAUUCGAAAGAAAAAAGGAUCACAUGCCCCAAUGAACUCCUCACGACCGUUCGCGUCCGCCAGAAACACCUUCGCACCCGCCUUCCAAUACCUCUCACAAAUAACGUCUUCGAACACAAGAUCUAAGCCCUCGACCUUCCCUUCUCAUCACCGCCGCGCAAGCUCCAUCUCCAUCGAUGGUAUAGACCUCGAGGCGUCCGCAUACACCGACGAAGAGCUCGACGAAAACUUCGGCCCGGCCAUGCCGCACUCUGCACGUACAAGUGCCAGUUCGAAUGAGCUGGCCCCGUCAGCGAUUCCACUGAUCGAUUUCUCACGGUCCUCGAGUCCAUAUCCUCGGUCGCGCAGCGCGGUGCAGAGUGAAGAUGAGGACGACGAUUAUGAAUUUGAGAGAGAGAGCUCGAUAAGACCGUUGGUAUCGCAGUCGCGAGGGGGCAGCCAGCGGGGCUGGAAGAGUAUACUCAAGCCUGGUGGAUUGGGACAAUUCUUUUUUGGGACAUGGGCGGGGUGGCAGGUUUAUGUUGGAAUACUUGUGUUCUGGGUUGGGGGCUGUUCCUUUGGCCUGUUGUUGAUGAAUCGAUUUAUACUGCUCACUGGUGUCUACAAGAUCAGGUAUCCUCUCGCGGCGACGUAUAUUCAACUUAUAAUCACGCAUAUACUACUUGUUGUCUCGGCCAGUUUGACAAGAGCUCUUGCGGGACCAUUGAGGAGGAUCGGACUUGGUGGAAUAGCUGCUCCGGGCCUGCCCGCGCUUUCGAACAAUCCGAGCUACAGAUCUGGGAAGAGUAGCUUUGCGUACCGCUGGCUGAUAGGAGGAUCUGGAGGCAUUGCAGGUGGUGGCUUGUUCGAAUUUGAACGUGCUGCAGCUAUGCACGUUCUUCCAUUAGCUGCAAUCUACGUCGGCAAGGUCAUGUUGAGUAACAUUUCUUUCACGCCCAUGAUCAACAGUUACACAGAGCUACCUGUCUACCAGAUGUCACGCAUUGGCAUUGUCCCUCUUUCACUCAUGUUUACAAGUGUACUCACGCGCGAGUCACAUUCUGUUCCGACGCUCUCAGCAGCACUGACUGCAACUAUCAACCUCUUUGUCGCGAGUUUAAAAAAGGAUGCUAAAAGACCUUGGGAGGGUGUCGUACCGGGAGUCUUCUCUGCAUUCUUUGUUGCGCUAUAUCCUAUCUUCCUACUACGAACAUAUCGCCUUCUCGUCGCCGACCUGGUUCCCCAAGGCGACAUCCUGACUGGAUUUCCUGCUUCUAGUGGUGACGAGACCCCUUCAAGUCGCGAAGAGACGCGUGCCUACUGGAGGACUCUACACUACACAUCCCUUCUCUCAAUUUUUAUAAUGACACCGAUCCUGUUCCUCUCCGGUGAGAUUAGCGAGAUGAUGAUGAACUGCUAUGUUUGCGAUGUUCCAUUCCUCUGGUUGCUGAUCUUGUGUGGAGGUAUCGGCAGCUGGGCAGUGUUCGCGACCACUUUGCUUCUGGCCAAAGCUACCAGUCCGUUGACUGUCACGUUUCUAAGUAUACCGCGUAGUGCGUUCCAGCUUACCAUGUUAGAAGGCAAGAUGCCGGUGCAUAGUUGGGUUGGGAUCCUUAUUUGCUGGCUGAGCUGCUUGUGGUAUUUGUUCACGAAGCGAGGAGAAGGGCGUCAGCUGGACCGAUUACGUUUGGAAGGUCGGUCGUGA